CGAGUUUCCGUCUCCGGCGGACAUAUUGCUUACGGGAGCAAUUUCUGGGAAGCUAGAAGAGGGAAAGGGACUUACGAUUGAUUGAUACGUUUGACGACUCGACACACUCAACGCACGUGGGACACAAUGGAGCCAUCAGGUAGUCCGGCCAAGGAUAACUACAGGAUGAACCGCUACAAGAACAAAGCACUGAACCCAGAAGAGAUGCGGCGCAGGAGAGAGGAGGAGGGCAUCCAACUCCGAAAACAGAAACGAGAACAACAGCUUUUCAAGAGGAGGAACGUGGACGUUCUCAAUGAAGAGGAGGCCAUGUUUGAGAGUCCACUGGUGGACUCCUACCUCAGCUCCCCAGUAACAGAAGGAGUAAUUACCAGAGACAUGGUUGAGAUGCUUUUCUCAGAGGACCCGGAGCUUCAGCUUGCCACAACACAGAAGUUCAGAAAACUACUUUCCAAAGAGCCCAACCCGCCAAUUGAUGAAGUUAUAAACACGACUGGAGUAGUGGAGAGGUUUGUGGAGUUCCUAAAGGAGAGCAUCAACUGCACACUACAGUUUGAAGCGGCUUGGGCUCUAACCAACAUCGCAUCAGGCACAUCCUUACAGACAAAGACGGUGAUUGAGGCGGGAGCAGUGCCAAUCUUCAUAGAACUACUCAACUCCGACUUUGAGGAUGUCCAAGAGCAGGCUGUGUGGGCCUUAGGUAAUAUUGCAGGGGACAGUGCAGUUUGCAGGGACUAUGUGCUGAACUGCAACAUCCUUCCGCCACUAUUAAUGCUUCUGACAAAAUCCACUAGAUUGACUAUGACGAGAAACGCGGUCUGGGCUCUGUCUAAUCUCUGCAGAGGAAAAAAUCCUCCACCUGCAUUUGAAAAGGUGUCACCCUGUCUGCCAGUGCUGUCCAGGCUUUUAUUUAGCAGUGACCCAGACUUGCUGGCAGAUGCCUGCUGGGCCCUGUCCUACCUCUCCGAUGGCCCCAACGACAAGAUCCAGGCUGUCAUUGACUCUGGCGUCUGCAGGCGCCUUGUCGAACUACUCAUGCACACUGAUUAUAAGGUGGCCUCCCCUGCCUUGAGAGCUGUAGGUAACAUUGUCACUGGAGAUGAUAUCCAAACGCAGGUGGUGUUGAACUGCUCAGCCCUGCCCUGUCUGCUGCACCUUCUCAGCAGUGCUAAAGAGUCUAUUCGCAAAGAAGCCUGCUGGACAAUCUCGAACAUAACGGCAGGAAACAGAGCGCAGAUACAGACAGUAAUUGAUGCCAACAUCUUCCCAGUGCUGAUCGACAUUCUCCAGAAAGCAGAGUUCAGAACCAGGAAAGAGGCAGCCUGGGCCAUUACCAACGCCACAUCUGGAGGGACACCAGAGCAGAUCAGGUAUCUGGUGAACCUCGGCUGCAUUAAGCCACUGUGUGAUCUGCUGACGGUGAUGGACUCCAAGAUUGUUCAGGUUGCUCUCAACGGGCUGGAGAACAUCCUGAGGCUUGGCGAGCAGGAGGCCAAGCAGGAGAACAGCGGCUCGGGAGUCAACCCUUACUGCAGCCUCAUCGAAGAAGCCUAUGGUCUGGACAAGAUCGAGUUCCUUCAGAGCCACGACAACCAGGAGAUCUACCAGAAGGCCUUUGACCUAAUCGAGCACUACUUCGGGGUGGAGGACGAGGACAGCAGUCUAGCCCCUCAGGUGGACCAGGCCAACCAGCAGUUCCUUUUCCCCCAGCAGGAGGCUCCCAUGGAGGGCUUUCAGCUAUAAUUCAGCCCCCCCCCCCCCCCCCCCCCCCCCCCCAAUCUCUAAACCACAUAAUUUAUCCCCUCCACACCUCUCAUAGAUUGAGUUGUACCUCCGAGCCCCCUCCGUUGAUCUGCCGCUACCCACCCCCACCUCUACUGUCACCACACACACCCCUGCCCUCUUUGGAGGAAAACUAAUAUUGUCUCCCUAAAAAUGUCCCAUUCUCCUCCAGCAGUGGACUGACUUCUCGCAGGGCAGACUUGCGUGCUUCCCAGCCAGUAGGGGAGCAUACAACACAAACUCCAUCACACUUAGAUGAGGAAGCAAUCAGCUUGUAGCCCAAAGUGUGAGUCUGCGAUGGCUUAAAACGCACACACAGACAUCUUCCUGCCAUUUGAUAGCCCUUAGAUUCUGUAACUGGAAGUAACAAUGGCUUUUUGGUUCAUAUCUUAAACCCCCCCCCCCCCCCCCCCCCACAUUCCUAUUUUCAGGACUACCCAUGCAUCCUCUGGCAAAGUCUGCAGACUGCAGGUGCAUGAGGUGAAAUAUGCCCAGCUAUUGAUGUCAGUGUAACUUAGUGCAAUUCAAAAAAGUGUUUGUAACAUUAUCCCUUUUUCAGUUUUAUGAUUAGCCCCUCCCCCCAACCCUUACUUAUCUGCUCCUUAUUAGUGCUUGUGUUUUAUUUUUUUCUUUUCUUUCUAUGGAAAGCACAUGGUUUGCUACCAAGAGGCUAUGUGAUCAUUAGGCUUAGGGCUUGUCUCUGCAUAUCUGCUCAUAGGAAAAAGAAUCCUAUCUGUAUGGGGAGGGGGUGCAAAAUUAAGGGCUUUCUACUGUAGUCUAAUGUCCAAGCUUAAGGUGUAAGAGGGUUUUGUUUUAGGGUUUUUCUUCCCCUCCUCAAUCAACUUUACUUUUUUUCUUUUUUCUUUGGGACAAAUUUUAGGGGGUUGAGGUAGGAAGAAGUGUAAACAAUUUAGAAAACAGAACUAGCUAACCUCGGGAGGGGCUCUGAAGGAGUUAUUGGAAAUAGAAUUGGGUUAUUUCUCAAGAUGAUGUGUUAAAUAAAAAAAAAAUCCAGGUUUCGAGGGUGGUAUAGUUAGAGAUCCAAUGUUCGUUGUGUGACGUGUUAUUGAUAACAUUUGAAUUAUGAAGUGAUUUAACUAUUAAUUGAGGCGUAGCUGGGGCGUUUGGGGGGAGGCAGCAGCAGCAGCAAACUAAAUGUAUUUUUAUCGAAAAACACGAAUUCAAAGGAUCGCAGAUGUUUCAAGUAGAGUGACAGACAUGUCACAGAAAUCUCGAGAGACAAUGUUUUAUAGUUCUGACUCUCUGGCGCCGUUGAAGACCAAUGUAUAUAGUUUGCUGGGCGUCAGCUCGGCUCUGUGCCCCCCCCCCCCCCAGUCAUAUGUGGUAGGGUUUUUGCAUGGUGUUAUAUUACCCCACCUACAGUCACUGAGUAUCCCCGGCCAAACACAGACAGUUGGCACAGUGAGAUGAAGCGCAGUGUGGAAAAAAAGCACUGUUGCACACGCUCCUUGUUAACAGCAUUUAAAGCUAAAAACGCAGUAAACUGGGCCAUAACUGAUCGGUUUUGGUGACAUUUACCGUGAUGGUGUAGUGACGAUGGUGGUGUCUUGUAUAGCGCUAGAGUCGAUAUAUAACCUAUGGCAUUCUAUAUCACCAUAGCUUUGAGGAAUGGGAAUGACAACUGAUAAGAUAAAGAUUUUGCAUGGGUCCCUUGUGAUGUGUGUAAAGUGUCAAUGUAAAUAGCCUGUCCUCUGCCCGGCUAGGGAAGUCUGUGCCGCUUCUUUCUCCCGCCAUGGGUCGAACAACAACCAGAGUUUGGCUGGGGAUAUGUCUAAGAUAAGUGACGAGCCUAACUGCAAAAAAAAAAAAAAAAAAAAAAAAAUUCAAGUAUAAAUCUAUAUUUGAAUUUUGAUGUAUUUGCAUUCUAUAUAUAUAUACAUAUAUAUUUGCACACACUUCAAGUACACUUGCAUACAACACCAGCAGACACUGUACACACACCUCACACAGAUGAGUGGCUAGCAGCAAGUAAAAUAGUUUCCAUAGUCGUAAAUGAAAAAAAAAGUAGUAGUUCUUUUCAUUUGAUUUUGAAGUUCAAGUUUUCUCCAAAGUGUGAAUUAUGCCAGUUUGGCUUUUUUGUUUAGUUUCAGAGUACCUCGUAUAUAUUUUUUUCCCUUCUUUAUAGAAAAUAUUUUAAUUUUAAUUUAGAUUGGGUUUUUUUUCAGUCCUAAUAGAGACGAUUUUUUUUCCUGUUGCUCUUAUGGAAACUCUUUAGUUGUUUCUAGCCACAUGACUUAAUGAUGGUUUAAAUAUAAUCCUGUGAACUCUGACCCCGAAGAUCACCGCUGCCUCUCGACAGAGGCUGAUCUCCGGGGGUCUGGUUCAGGCUUUGUGGAUGGAGUAGAACUGUGGUUGUGUGAUGUUUGACUGACAGGCACUGUGCGAGGAAGAGGUUGAUUGACUCUUUGACUAUGUCCCCCAUCGGUGUCUGGGAGCCUCUGUUCUGUGGAUCACAGGAGCAUCUUUCAGAUUUAUCUUUCUCAACCAAAAUAUAAAUGCUUAGUGUACAAUCGUGAACACAUCUUUUUGUCAAAAAAAAGAGCAUCUUUUGUUUGGAUGUGAGUGCAGGCUUCUCUUUUGCAAUUGGUUUGUUUCACUAUUGCAUUUUUUUACAUUUGCCUUAAAAUCCCUUUGUCAGUGGAGAAGAUCAUAGUGUCAUAGUGCUGCUAUUAGACACAGUGGUUAAAAGCCUUCAUUGACAGAAACUGCGUUCAGACGAUGCACUGAACUCCAGACAUUGUCGUGAACUUUUCCGGAAGGUUUCCAUUUGAGAAUGUAAAUGUUGCUCCGGACAUUCUCUGGAUCUUUUCCUGCCAGCUGCCCCAAGUCAAACGUCUGGAGAAGUGAGCCCAUGUGAGAACACAGCAGGAGAAUCUGUUGAGGAUUCACAGCAAGCGAUUGUUCAAGACUGUAAAAAACAUCACGCCCUGUCAUCUGGGAGAUUUUCCUGCCGCUGUGAACGCGUCCGACACGGGACGAUCUCCCGCUGCUUUCAUCACAUGUGAAACGGCAAACUUCGGAGAGUGUCCGCGGAAUCGCGUGUGGACAUUGUCCGGAGUUCGCGUCUGAAAACAGCUGGAGGGAACAUAUGUUUGAGAAUAGAAAUGUUGUCCACAGAACACGUGUGCUCCCGGUAGACAUAAGAGGUCAAAUCUUGGUAUAAUUGAGCAUCAUGAACAUAUCUCUGCAUGACAGACGUGUGGAGCUGCAUUCAUAACUGAAGUCUUGGAUUUCAUGGACAAUUCUGUGCUUUUCUUACAAAUAAGGCCAGAAUUGCAAUGUUAAAAAAAAAAAAUCAGUGCAUCAACCAGGAAAGAAUAUUAUAUAUUAUAUUUCUGAAAAAUGAAAAUGCACUCCUAUUCACAAAAGUGCCAACCUGACCAACAGACUGGAGGUUCUUAUGUAUCUGUCUUUUUGGUUUUUUUUUUCUUUCUUCUUUAUAUCUUUUUAUUUACUUGAAUGUGCACACGUUUUGUGCAAAACAUUGCUGCUCUAUUUUUUUUUCCUUAUCUUUAAAGUUACAUUAUUAGCCAUUGCUUCUUUGGAAAAGUGGCAUUCUUUACUGUGGGCACCUCCAAUAAGGAAUUAAGGAAGUGUAAUUGUCAUUCGGGGGAGGGCUAGGACUUGAUUAACUGCAUAGAACUGGUCUUUCCAGCGACUUGUCCGUUUGUGAUGGUCCCCACUCUGAUGCUCUUCUUAUGGGUUUCACUGUGCAAAGCUGAGCUGCAAAUUGACUUUUUGAAUCGAUUAAUUGAUUUUCCAGCGGUGAAAACAUUAGAGUUUCCUAUUUUGCUUCUUUUCUUUCCCUCUGUGUGCAAAAAGAAACUGCACAGACAGAAAUAUUUGUAGUACUUAACUGUGGCAGACGAUGCAAAUUGUGGGGACUAUCAUGGCAGACAAUUGCGGGUACCGACCUUAUUGUUGAUCUUAGUUUACCGAACUUUUGUCACCCCCGGAGGCCGGUUUCAAUUAUUUACUUGAUGUUUUGUUUUCAAUAGUUAAUGCGAUUGGCUUGUGUUGAAGCAAGUCUGUCCGGCUGAUAGGUUGCUUCAGGCCAUUUGCAAACUUCCUUCUUGUCAUGAGAAGCUGCAUUGAGCUCAGUCCCACUUUUCUUUUUGCGCUCAAGUUCAAGUACUGUGUAGGGAGCUCGAAAGAAUCUGCAAAAACAAAUCCAGGAGACUGCAAUAAUUACUGUCCCGAGAAUCAGGCACCCCAGAGGCAAAGAUCCACCUACCAACCGCCCACACAGGUGACACUCCUUCCACUGGGCGGAGCUAAAAGAGGCGACUUACUUGACAUUUUUUUCUAAGAUAAAAAAAAAUAAAAUGGGAUUCAGAAAUUGUGCAGUGAUUUACAUUAAAAAGUAUUAUAAGUUAAACUAUAUGUAUGUUCUGAUACAUUGACAGGGAUACCGAUGCAAUUCUAAUCACUUCUGAGAAGUGGAGGGAAAAAAAAGUCUCAUUAGAACAUUUCACAGGAGAAGAAAAAAAAAAGAGGAAGUGAUGACAAGCCUUUUCUGCUUUUCUUGAUCUUUUUCUCGAUCAGGAUAUUCUGGGCUAUAUUUUUUUGAAUAGUUGUGUUUCAAGUAAAGGUUUUGUCCUAGUCAGGCUUGUAUGAUCAGGAACCUUGUUAUCUAUGGGGGGAAUUGAACAGACAUCAAUAAAUAUCCAAAACCUGACUUGUCUUCCGUCCUCGAAGAUGUUCAUGUCUAUUAUCAAAAUCGAAAAGCCAUGCUUGGCUUGUUCAAGUAAUGUUGACGCUACAAAUGUUUACAAUGCUGCAUGUUUGUAAAAAAAGAAAAAAAAAAACUUUUCAUAUGCCAUCACUGACCGGUCCUGGUGUAUCCUCGGCUCUGGUCCUCUCAUUUCUUUUACAUGUAUUUAUUUUUCCUCUUCUCUUGAUUUAUGAUUUUUCGUUUUGCUCAAAAUGACCCAUCUUAAACUGUGACUUGACUUGACUUUACCGACGGAAUGAAUGAGUGACAAGAAACUAAUACACGUCAGCUGAACAUGACACACAAACAUGAACAUGAAAAGAAAAAAAGAAUACAUGCAGGAAAUGGCAACAAUAUUAAAUGUAAAGAAAAUAUAUUGAAUUAAAAGUUGUUCAGUGGAAAUACUGUUCAAAACAAAUAAAGUUAUGUUUCAACCCUUUAA
Molecule: messenger RNA, 6959 nt
Organism: Scophthalmus maximus (turbot)
Lineage: Eukaryota; Metazoa; Chordata; Actinopteri; Pleuronectiformes; Scophthalmidae
Gene: kpna6
Product: karyopherin alpha 6 (importin alpha 7)
Exons: 14
Coding region: 127-1743 (538 amino acids)
Biological process (GO): NLS-bearing protein import into nucleus
Cellular component (GO): nucleoplasm; cytoplasm; nucleus
Molecular function (GO): protein binding; nuclear import signal receptor activity
Source: RefSeq, a predicted model, not a curated record